Molecule: messenger RNA, 1473 nt
Organism: Dentiscutata erythropus
Lineage: Eukaryota; Fungi; Glomeromycota; Glomeromycetes; Diversisporales; Gigasporaceae
Source: the annotation of a GenBank genome assembly
AUGUCGCCAAGAAACCUGCAAGAUGUAUUAUCCGCCGUUUGGCAAUGGGGAAAUCCAUUAAAAUGUUUAUUACUAAUCACAAUCAUAGUUGUUUGGGGUUAUUUCCUUGAUAUAUGUGGAGGGCAACCAGAUUACAUACCUGAGAUUCAAAAGUUGAUGAGUUUAGGAACAUUUAUUAUGACUAUCUCGUUUAGUCUUUUAACUCAAAUAACAUUUUCUCAUAUAUUUGCCUACGUACAAGGCUAUUUCCUACUUAGUGAACAAGGUAUUCCUUUCCAGGCUAUUAUUUGUGAAGAUUCAACCCCAUUACGUGUUUUGACAGCAUGUUUUAUUAUGUUAAGACAGAAACAUAAUAAUAUCCCUCAGUUAAUUUCAUAUUUAGGUACCUUGAUCAUAUAUAUUGCAAGUAUUGCUAUCGGCACAUAUGCCGCCACUAAGUUGGCAACUCCUUAUAUCUUUUAUGAAACUUCAAUUAAUUGGGUACAGGCUCCAACUAAAGGACUAUAUAGUAGCUUGAACAGUGCCUUUACUCCUGAAAAUCCCUUCGGAAAAAUUAAUGUAAUUCAAUUUAAUGCAUUGUCUAAUUGGAAUACAAUGACAGCUGUGGAUGGCAAUGAAAUAGCAUUUAUGCCAACAAUAUUUACAUCUACUACUCAAUUAAGCAAAAAAUUUACGGACGCUAACGGUUUGGUCAAGUGGAAAUUAGAAAAUGGAUUUAAUAAUAUUAACAUGCUCUAUUUGAAUUCUCAAUGCAGUGCUAAUGCAAAUGCACCUUGUAAAUUUAAUGUUUCUGAAACUUCAUAUAUGAAAAGUAAUUUUAAUAAAGAAAACCAAACGAUCUCAUGGUUUUUCUGUAGCACAGAAAUGAUUAUUUCAAGCCCUAUUUCCAUGCAAAUGGAUUGUAAUGUAACUAUAAAAGAAGGCAUCUUUCCUCUUGCAAUAGUUGAAUAUCCCAGUAUUGAUAAGCCUCGUGAUGAAUAUCUGUCUCAGGUUUUAUUACGAAAGAAUGAAUUAUCAGAUGCAAAAGAAAUUAAAGACGACCUAUUUACUAUAUUGGAUCAGAUUGAAUUUAAUUGGGCCGAUUUAAUUUCUAAAAAUGUUGCUCAACAGCUGUAUAAUUCUUGGGAUUGUGAACAAAAUAUUACUUGUGCUCAAAAUGCUGGAGCAGAAACAACAAUGUGUUUAGGCGGUAAUAAUCCAAUGUUUUUAAUUGGGCUAAUGAUAGCAAUACCAUUAGUAUUAAUGAUUAUUGAACUAUUGCCACUAUUGCAUCGUAACAAGAUAUGGUGGCUCGCUUCAGAUAUUAGUAAUGAUAGCUUUUCUUUAAUGCGGAGCAUUAAACCAUGUGGAAAUGAGUGGGAAAGUGUUUUACCUGAGUGUACCGCUCGUCCUAAUGAGGCUAAUUGUAAAAAAAAUGUUAGAUUUAGCACUAAAGAAAACCAUGUUGGAUUGUCAUCUGAUUUUCAGAAUUAA